Lodderomyces parapsilosis is the source of this 810-nucleotide messenger RNA. RefSeq names its product enoyl-CoA hydratase/isomerase family protein. NCBI's taxonomy places the organism in Eukaryota, Fungi, Ascomycota, Pichiomycetes, Serinales, Debaryomycetaceae. Gene Ontology annotation, cellular component: peroxisomal matrix. The transcript has a single exon. Gene Ontology annotation, biological process: fatty acid beta-oxidation. Bases 1 to 810 code for a protein of 269 amino acids. The record is from RefSeq and is a predicted model, not a curated record.
AUGACUUCGACAGAUCCCAUAACUUACGAGGUCAUUGACAAUGCUGCUGUGAUAACCUUGAACAAUCCCAAGAAUCUAAACUCCCUUACCCUUCCUCAAUAUGACGAGCUUGCAAAAUUUAUAUCGAAGGCAAAUGACGAAAGGGAUACGGUGAUCACUAUUCUUCAGUCCACUGGAAGAGCUUUUUCGGCAGGUGCUGAUGCCAAGUUUGUUGGUAAACAAGACAACGAGCUCGAGACAUGGUUGCGUUCAUCACUUGCCAUGCAAGUUCAUUUAACUCAAACUAUAAUGAAUCAUAAAAAAAUUUUGGCUGUUGCCUUGAAUGGAUUUGCUAUUGGUUUAUCAGCUGCUUUCGUCAUGAUGUGUGAUUUGGUAUACGUGCAUGAUGCUUCCAAAACGUUUUUGCUCGCUCCAUUUCCCAACAUUGGUAUUGUUUCAGAAGGUGGUUCGUCAGCCACAUUUCCUAUGAGAUUAGGUUGGUCAAAGGCAGCUGAAGCAUUGCUUUUAUCCAAACGUAUAAGUGGUAAGGAUAUGAUGAAACUGGGAGUGAUCAACAAAGACUAUGAAGGAAAAUACAAAUCAGCUGAAGAGUUCAAUAAAGCAGUGUUGGAUGAUUUGCGUCAAGCAACAGAGAACUUGCAUCCUGCCUCGAUAUUCGAAAUGAAAGAGUUACUCAAGACCAACUUCAAGCCGAUUGUUUCAUAUGCUAACUCACAAGAGAGCUACGUCGGUCUUACUAAUUGGACCUCCGGAACUCCCAUGGAAAGAUUCAGAAAAUUAACAUCUGGAGAGUUGAAGCACAAAAUGUGA